CACUCAGUCUCUCGUCUGACUUCGUGCCGUUUAGGUCGUUGUUUGCAUCGCGGGAUCGAGACGGACACAACGAGAAAAAAUUCUUUGAACAAGGUUUCGUGAAUAUCAUUUGGAAAAAAAAAUCCAAAAACUGUGUCUCGUGCAUACGGAAUAAAAUCGAUUUUUUUCUACUGCAUUGACAUAAAUCGUGGUUAUCUAAAAGAUCGAAAUUUUUAUGUUCGACGAUUGAUCAAUUUUGCUAGAGUGAAUUUCGCCGAUCGUUCGCGUCGUGCAUCUUGUUUAUUUUUUUUUGUUCGCUCGUAGUUCAUGUGAGAGUUUUGUGAUUCUUGUGCUUGAAGUUCUCUAAGACAGUGAUUGGAUAGAAAUCAUAGCAGUUGAAAAACACGUAAAUACCAAAAAUUAAUCAUGGUGUCAUCAUUCGCGAUCAGUGGCAUCUUGCUCCUCGUUCUCCAGGUGUUCACCGGCGUCGACUCCCUCACUGUGGACGCGAAGAUACGUGACGAUCCCGAUUUAUCUCAGUUCUAUCAACUUCUGGAAGCGAGCCAUGUAGCGAACACCACAAUGAUGUACAGACACGUUACCGUAUUUGCACCGACUAAUCUAGCUUUCCAAAAGUCUCGAGCGCCCAGCGAGGAUAUCAAGGACUUGGUUCUUUAUCAUAUGUCGAAUCUACCUAAAACCGCCGACGAUCUCAGGGACUCGAUAUCAUCGGAAUUGGAAGGAAACCCGCCGCUUUGGGUGACGAGGAAACGUAUCAAUUAUAAUGAAGAGAUUUACAUUAAUAAUGCGAAAAUAAUUGAGGGUCGGAGCUUCAAAUCAACGAUGAAACAACAGUCCGGAGAUGUUAAAAAUCAAGUACUGCACAUUAUAAACGAGGUGCUGGAACCGGUAGUUUCUAUCGCGACUGCGGAUCCAAUCUACAAUCCGAAUGCCUUCGAAUUUCUCAACAAAAGUGACAAUAUUAAUCUUGGUGACAUGCGCGUGCGAACGUUUCGCCAACGAAUGAUGCUCAACAAGAAAGAAGAUGUUUUUAAAGCAGACGGACGUUACACUUUCUUCAUUCCCAUUGACGAGGGGUUCAAGCCAAAUCUUCGACCCCACAAAGUCGACUCCCAAGUUAUCGAUGGACACAUUAUACCCGGUCACGUUUUAUUCACGGCUCCAACUCCAAGGGACAAGGCAUACAACACGCUCGCCUUUUCGGACAAUCUCAAAGUCACUGUGAGCUUCGUGGCUCAGCAGGAUAAAAUUUACGUGAAAUCUAACACUCUCGCUGGUCCACCAAAUUAUCCGACUGGGGCUGUAAUGGCUGAGAUCCUCAAGGCCAACAUUCCUGUUCAAAAUGGCGUUGUUCAUCUUAUUCAAAGACCUCUCAUGGUCGUCGACACGACAGUCCAACAGUUUCUUGAGUCAUUCCAGGACAUCGACAAAGAGGAUGGACCGGUGUACAAGCUCUACGAGGUCAUAAAGGAUCUCGGUGAUGGGUUCAUGCAAACGUUGACGAAUCAACGCAGCAUCACGCUCUUCGCACCCAGCAAUGCGGCUUGGGAAGAGGAAGGUGUUCGUCACAUCCUCCAGGACAAAGAACACUUGAGGGAAAUACUGAAUCUCCACUACGUUAAGGAUAAACUACCUCUCGAUGUGAUUAAGCAGAAGAGCGUCAACCAGAUGCCAUCUGAUGGACGUGGACAAUUCGGGGUACAGACCGCGGCAAAUUGGAAGAGUCUCUACUUCAACGUAAUAACCGGACCUAACGGCAGUCAGACGGUGACAGUGGAGGGAGGCGGUGUAAACGCGACUGUUAUUACAGCUAACAUUGCUGCGACCAAUGGAAUCAUUCACAUAAUCGACCGAGUACUUGGUGUACCUUAUACGACUGUUCUUGACAAAUUGAGGACCGACCCGAUGUUAAACUCGACAUAUUAUUUGGGAACACAGCGGGAUUUCAACAACCAGCUCAACGAUACGAAAAAGAGAUUCACGUAUUUUGUUCCACGGGACUCGGCAUGGGAGAUUGCCAGAAUCAGCAUUCCAUCGACCUACAAAAAGUUGUUUAUGCCUCAAUUCAACUAUCACACACAACAAAUUUUGGAAAGACAUCUCGUCGUGGCAAAUCAACCUUACACGAUGGCUCAGCUGAAGAAAAUGGUAGUCAACGGCACAGUGACGUUGCAAGCCGUCAGAGGAAGCUUGAAGUUGCGAAUCAGAGAGGCCGAUGACAUACUUUUACAACCAGACGAGAAGUACGACGAAAAUGCAAUCCGUCCUCGUGACUAUUUCGGCUAUCAAAUCGAAUGGAUGGGCAAGUGGAUUCGAGUUUAUCGUCCCGACGUUCCAUGCACCAAUGGAAUAAUCCACGUGAUCGAUGAGGCAUUCGUUAGUCCGGAUGACGUUCAAGUUACCGGGGGUGCGUCAAUGACGAGCGUAGCGACUCAUCUAAUCAUACUUGUCAUCGCCAAGUGGUUCCUCUAAGGGAAAUUUCCGUACUAAAGCAAAAAAAAAAAGUAAACGUGAAAAGAAAAUAAUUCGCGAUUUUUCUUCGCGUUGUCAAGAAAAAGAAAAAUUAGAUUCUACGUCUGAAGAAUUUUUGUGACUUGAGGCUUCUCCGAUCAAAAGAUUUCUUUUCUUUUUUGCGUAUUUCUUAGAGAACUUGAAAAAUAUGUCAACUGCGGGGAAGAGAAAGAGAGGACUAUAAAAUAAAGGGCUUGGGAAAAUCGAGGGAAAAGGUUGCGGAGCGUUGCGACAAAAACGAAAAAUUUCCCCUCGUUAAAAUGCAAUCGAUUAUUUUAAUCGCUGAUCGAUGGGGGGGGGGGGGGGGCAAAUAUUGUAACGAAAACGCGCGAAUGCAAUUUUCCAAAGGAUUUCGAUGAAACGGUCUCAAGCCAGUAAAUAGCCUAUUAUUUAUUAUUUUUCCGAUAGUUGAACUUUCAUAAACUUCGAGGCGUGUGAAUCGUACCAAAUAACGUAAUAUAAUAAGAAGUAAUUUAAUGGAUAAACAAAAACGUUCGAAAUGUUGAGUGUCGGACGAAGUAUUGAGCUAUAUAAACUCGUGUUGAUAACGAAUGGAGAGUAUUUGUAAUCGUUGUUUCGAUUGAACGACAAAACGUAUCGGGCUCAUCGAAAAGGAAAAAAAAAACAAAUCAACGCCCGAGUCUUCGCCAUUAUUUUCUCUCUCGUUUCGAGGGGGGAAGACAAAAAUCUGUAUCGAUUUUACGACUACGCGCGAACGAGACCAUUCGGAAUCAUCGUUUGCGUUAGUUAUUAUCUCAAAAUACAUAAAGACGUGUAUUAAAAGAAAAAUUAUUUGAAGAAAACAUCUCAGCCUCAUAUUAAUUUAAUGAAUACAUCGCCAUGCUACGUGUAAGACACCAAUAAGUAAUAUUAUAAAUAUUUUUCAGCAGGUAUUACCAAACGUUAGGUAUGUAUCGAUAACUAUAAUUACUUUUCUCUCUUCUCAUUCAUGUAGCUGAAAUAACAGUAGACUGUUCAAAGCUGGUGAUUCCGAAUGUCCCGAGAGAUUCUGUAUAAUACGUAUGCAUUGAUAUUUAUUAUUAUUAUUAUUAUUAUAAAUAGCGUUUUAAAACUGGAAACCAAAAAAAAAUGAAAUACUUAUUGAGAAUGACUGCUACACCGAUGUCUCGUGAGUUAAGCAACAAAAAAUAAACCUGAGCUUACCACGAUUUUUUUCAACACUUUUGUGAACUCCUGAUAAAAAAAAAACGAAGCGAUUCGGUGGGGCAGUUUGUUCAACAGAAUGACAAUUCGGAGGGAAUCUCGGCGGUACUGAAUUUACUCUGAUAAUAAUAAUUAAAUGGAAGGAUCGAUAAUUUAAAAGUUUUGUGAUUUCUCAAUAUGAGUGACUUCAACACAUAGAAUAUUCCUAUUGAAGUCCAGUGUUGGUCAACAAGAAAACAACAUCAGUCCCUUUACGAUGGUAGUCGAAUAAUUUUACUUCUCUUUUUUCUGAUAGAUGUUUUUCAGUUUAUAUUCAUUUUCACGGCCUUCAAGUUUUUUUAUUUUUUUUUUUUUGAAAUUCGUACAAAAUUUUCCUUUUUAUUUUUUACAAUAUGUAUCGCCGAGAGGACUUCGAAACGAUAUCGUCUUGAUAAUCAGUGACGGGCAUUGUACCACUGAAAAGCCACGACUUAACCAAAAUAAUUAAAAAUCGUCUUUUUUUUCCAAUUCAUCAUAGAAUAUAAAUGAAUAAAAAUUAUUUUAUAACAGUCGAAUAACUAAAAAACAUGACGAUUGGUAUUUUUUCGCAUCAAUUACUCAUCGCUAGUUUAAGAUAAUUUUCAGCUUACUUAUUUGUUUUAAGCAAUGUCCAAUGCUUAGUCAACAUUUGAAUGAUUCCAAAACUUCAUGAUUCAUUUUUUCUUACUAUAUCGUAUCGUUAAUUUAAAAAGUCAUCGUAUUUAAAAGUUGUGCCAUUUUCGAAAAAUGAAUCCUUGUCGACUGGUGAUUUCCAGCUUUAGCACGAGGAACUCGUUUUUUUUUCUCUGAGCAAUUAUCCUAAAAUACUUGGUCACCGCACUCGCGCCAUUUCGAAUAGCAAUCGUGCAUUUUUUAUGUCUAGACCUGCUCAUAAACGAUUUGAAAAUAACACAAAAAUUAUAAAACGAAAGACGAACGUAUGAUGUUUCAGCGUUAAAUGAAAUAACAAUAAAAAAGAAUUCAACUAAAAUAUACUACGUGUUGGUAUCAAUCUAUAAGUGUAAAACAAUAUUUCGAAGAAAAUUUCAUACACAAUCACACGCAAGACACAAAAAUACUAUGGAUAUUGAUGUACGUGACAAUGAACACAGAGAUAUAUUGACGAAGACGAAAGUACUGAUGUGGAGAUUUGCGAAGCAAAGCGACGUUUAAACAUGAAAAAAGAAAAACAGGACUCGAAAUACGAAUGGAAAUGCUGAAAAAAGAGUAAUAAAUGAAAAGACUAAAAAUAAACGAAAAAACCUUACACUUGUUGUUGCGAUGAAUAAUAUUGACAUUAUUAUUAUUAUUAUUAUAUAAAUAUAUAUAAUAUACACAAAACUUUUAACUAAAACUGUUUGUUCGUUAGGUGAACGAAAAAAAAUAAUUCAUGAAAAUAUAAAACCAUUUUAGAGCUUCACCAUCUCUGUAUAGAAUGCACGUGUCUUAAAUGUCCAGCUUUGCUGCGUAUUUGAGGCAAAAAAUCUCUUUUACUGUUCAGAAUCUUAAUGACUGCACGAGGAUCCGUCUGACGCGAAAAAUAAACAAAAAUGAUAUAAAAAAGAAAAGAAAAACAAAUAAUCCCACUGCUGUACUCAGAACGAAUUUGUGUAUAUGAUCAUUGAUCGUUGAAUAAUGAUCAUACCUGAAAAGAGCUGCGGGACAUUUUCAUAUGGAAAUUGAACGAUAUUGGCAUAAAAAAUAGCUGGAACUUUCGAUUUAAUGGAAAUGAAUUUUCAAAUGAAACUGACGAUUUUUCUGGUACGGCGUGGUCAAUUAACUCGCUCCGGUAAUUGAUUAAAAAUGGUUAUUAUUCAUAAUUAUUUUUGGUGAAUUUACAUUAUGGGAAAUAACAUACGGUCAGUCGUUCAAUUUCACGUGAAAUAUCUCAUGUAUCGAAUUAUUCGUAUCACGUGAUUUCGAACCAUUCGUCCAAUUAAAGAAAAAAAAACGAAAACCACUGUUCCGGGUAUACUUGACUCUGCCCCGAAGUUAUUCAUCGUUUAAAACGUUGGGUUCACACCCACACGAUUAUUCACUGCUGUAAUAAUAGGAGAAUGCGAUUACCGCAAUUGGGCGUGCGCGCGAGGAGUAGGAAAAAAAAUACAAACGAUUUUGUGCGUUUUCCCCUUGUGCUUGGGAUUUUCGUGAAACGAAUCCCAUACAGUGAUAACGGGAAUCGUACAAUAUCGCUGAACAAGGUAAUUUGUUUUUGUUAUUUUUUUUUCCUUUUUAAUGUUAAAGUAAAUUUUCACGAGAAUAAAAAAAGUAGGAGUAAGAAAAAAGAUAAAAACAAAAGUCGCCUCAUUAUACAAGUUUUACAGGAUCAGUCGCUUUUUAUCGCAUCACUCAUCGCUUUUACCAUUGUCUCAUUUUUUUAAAUCUCUCUUCAUUCUCGUAGAUACCGGAAAUAAAAGAAAAUUCCGGUACGUGUAUGUAUUACAAUUGCCAUGAAACGUCCGAGACGUUUUCAAUAAUAAAAUUUCACGCGUGAUACAUUCAGGAACGAAACUCCGAUGAACUUUAUUAUUUCCGAGACUUCGUUCAUGUCUAAUCGACAUUUUUGCCUAGCAUACUAUACGAAAGCUAUAACCUCAAAGAAUUCGGAAAAAUUUGAUAUUUAGUUGUACAUUUCGCGGAAAAACAUUGCUGGUAAUCUGUUAAAGUAUUUUUUAUUUUUUUGUUCUCGUGCUGACCCACUCUCGAGAUUCAGUGAGUGAUCGCUUAACUGUUAAAAUAGAAAAACAAAUUGAAUAUAAAGUCUUUAUAUUUAAUCCAGAGAAAUCAAAUGUCACACUCGAUCGUUCCACAUUAUCUCGUCAAAGUCAUUGACAUUAUUUGUACAUUUUGUAGAUAUACAUUCGAUAUAUCGCAGAUAGCGAGAUACCAGACAUUUAAUGAUAAUAAUAUUAAUAGUGAUAAUAUUGUAACGAUAUCAUACGAGAAACCUCAUAAACAUGUCGAUAUUCUUUUUUAGGGUGGUUAAAAAACUAUUCGUGGCUUAUCGAUUGUGCAAGAAAUUCUACUUUGAGCCUUGAGACAUUUUUUAUAUAUGAAAAAAAAAACAAAUGAAGGAACAGGUCUCCAUGAAUUGAGUUUCAAAAAAAAUAAUGAUUUUCCGACGAUUUUUAAUAGUUUGAAUCAAAAAGUUUAUAAACAUUAACAUUUAUUACAUGAAAUCAGAUUCAUUGAGCAGCUCGAAAGAAGACAGUUCAUAUCAGCGUUUGUAAAGAAACGUUUAUACCGUCGUAAAAUAAAAUGCAAACUAACGAGGAAAACCACAUUGGAGUUGAAACUUUCUGAAGAAACAUUGAUUCCUCGUUAGUUUUUUAUAAACCUAAUAAUAAUAAAAAGGAAGGUGACAAGUACUUUUUUAACCACCCUGUUGUUUAACAUCGUGUUACACAUUGAUGUCCUUUUUUAUGAGGCAACAUAAAUAAAUGGUCUACAUUACGCUUCCCCGACGAGCUGAAGCUUCGGUGGGAGAGGAAGAAUGCAAACAGAACAUAAAAUUAUAGCAAAAAUUGGGCUCUCGAUACGGUGGAACAUUUUGUUUAUUUUUCAUUAACGAAAUGAUCUAUAAAAACAAAACGUUUCGAUACGAUGAGGCCCUUUAUUAAUGAUACAGCAAAACACACAGACACACACACACACACACACACACACACACACGGCGAAACUCUUCGAACAGUGAAAUAAAAAUCGCUUUAUUAAAUAUAAAAGUGCACACCGAGUCCAUCUGACAAGAAGCAUUGAUAAGAAGGUGGAAAAAACACUAAAUGUUAAUAGAUUAAAUGAAAACGAUAAAAUCGGUAAUUGCAAUUUAGGACUUAAAAAAACUGUCGUAGCUUAAGCAGCCAGGGUGUUAGUUUAAGCCGAAAAAAGGAUUUGUCAUACGAAAUCAUUUAUUGUAUUUACAAUGUGUGUCUAUGAGUAUGAAAAAACUCAUAUUUCGUUAACAGCUAUUAAAAAAAAAAAAAAAAAAAAAAAAAACAAACAAACAAAGGAAAAAUAAAAUGGCAGCCUUGAAUCAUCUUCUUUAUUUCACAAUUCAAUAUCAAGAGCGUUUUACCAUUACACUAUCCCUAAUAGGUUCUGUGAAGGUAUAUGUAAACAGUAAAACUAAUGAUUAAAGAGAAAAAGGGAUAACUGUUCGAUCGCGUGUCUACCUCGCCACGUCGUACUAAGAAGUUGUCGAAUGAAUUUUUAAUCGUGACUAUGAAAAUGGACGGAGGAACGCGAUAAAAGCGAAUCACGAUUUGCGUAAUUUACACGUGGUUUUGUAAUUCCGAAUUGUCCUUUUGACACUCAGCCUAACGUAUGAAAAUAAAUGUAUUAAAUAAAGAGAAACAGAGAAUGAGGAAUGUGAACGAAAAAAAAUAACUGGCAUAAAGAGCACUUAUAACUGCACGAAACGAGUGUGAAUGCAUGGAAAUUAAUUAUAUCGGUGUAAGUUCAAGUAAAUCAAUGAAACGAGCAGUAAAAGUUAUGGUAAUUGAGAGGAUUCUGACAAAUGAAAAUGUUUCAAAUAAAUGAUUAACUAACCUUUACCGAAGAGACCCACAACAUUUUUAGUUUUCGACUCUGUUUGUAAUACCUGUAACAAUAAUUUCGUUGGCCGUUAGAUAAUAAUAGUAACAGACUCAAACGUCAUUGGAUGAAAUAUGGUUUUCGUUAUUUUUUGCGAUUGACUGAUAUGAUAAUUAUCGCGAUACUAAUAAAGUACAAAGUACUAAAGCUUUGAACAUUUUUGUAUGAUCCGUAAUACCUCUGUAACGAUAACGAGGAUUUUUCACAAAAAAACAACUUUGCAAAUUUGAAAUAAUCAGUUUUUUCAUACUUGAGAGUCCACACCUCAUCCACGAACACCCAACACAUAAUGACAUUUGAAAUAAAAAAAAAAAACGAAAAAAAUGAAGAAAGACGUAGAAACUACGUAGACAAAUUUUAACGAAUCAUUAAAGGGUAAGGAUAGAAUAAUAAAAUCUAAAAAUUCCGAAACUGUAAUAAUUAUGGCAUGAAGCAUUUUUUAAAAAUUUCGAACUGACGUUAGCGAUUUGAUAUCAUACGAGUUGAGAUACGCAAUUUUGUGAGAAUAAAAACACGAGGUUGUUUUUUAGUAUUACGUCUGCCGAUGAACUGGAGCGAAUAAUCACUUUGCUGGAUGUAGUACUUUUUGAGCUGAUAUACAUUAUGUACAUGAGUUGAAUCAUGCUAAGUCAAAGAAUUCAUUUUUAAAGUGAACAGCUUGAAAAAAAAUAAAAACGAAUAAAAUUAUUCUUAUGGAUUUGAAUCGCGGUAUUAUAUGAAUAUUAGUAAUUAUAUUGUAAUUGAUUAAUCGAAUUUAAGUACCUCAGAGCUAUUUGUAUAAACUCCGUUCACAUCAAUGACCGCAAAUACAUUAAACGAUUUAAGCCCUGGCAUGAUUUUUGUGCCUCCUACUUUGAGUUGCAAUUCAAUUCGAUUUAAUUUUUUAUCUACAUAUUAUGAUAAUUAUACAUUUAAGAUAUAAUUACGAGAUUUAGUUUUUAUUAUAGAUUAGCAUUAUUCGUGUGUUUAAUUAUUAUUGAAUUGUAUGAAAAGAAAAGAAACGAGUAACAGCAACAAUGAGAUUGGACGCAGAAUCGAUUUUUUUAUUAUUAAUAUUCUUCAACAAUUAAUUUGAUUUGCUGAUCAUCGAAAAACAUGAAAAUCAAUCAUUGUAUUGCGAAUGUGUGAUCUUAUGCGAAAUUCGCGAGGCGAGCAUCGAUUUGAAAAACGGCCGGAAUGUGUGAUAAGAUAGAGCCAGAGACAAACUGUAGAUUUUUAAUUUUUUUUCCCUCAAAUUGCUUUUUUUUCUCUCUAUCAUAUUUAUCCACCACUGAUGGACCAAAACUUUUGGAGAUCAUGAGUGGGCUUGCUUGUACAAAAUCGUAUAAACUGUCACACGUUUCUACCGUUUUAUUACAUGACACAGACGCACGCGCCGCGCUCUCCAAAUACUGAAAGCUAUGACUGUAUGAGUUUAUGGAAAAAUAAAGAUCACUUGCAACAAA
Molecule: messenger RNA, 9728 nt
Organism: Venturia canescens
Lineage: Eukaryota; Metazoa; Arthropoda; Insecta; Hymenoptera; Ichneumonidae
Gene: Fas1
Product: fasciclin 1
Exons: 16
Coding region: 406-2472 (688 amino acids)
Biological process (GO): cell adhesion; extracellular matrix organization
Cellular component (GO): extracellular matrix
Molecular function (GO): cell adhesion molecule binding
Source: RefSeq, a predicted model, not a curated record